Molecule: messenger RNA, 933 nt
Organism: Nicotiana attenuata
Lineage: Eukaryota; Viridiplantae; Streptophyta; Magnoliopsida; Solanales; Solanaceae
Product: ras-related protein RABH1e-like
Exons: 6
Coding region: 129-752 (207 amino acids)
Molecular function (GO): GTP binding; GTPase activity
Source: RefSeq, a predicted model, not a curated record
GUACAAUUCAAAGGCAAGCAGAGAGCCUGCGUCUCUUUUCCUUAAUUUUCUCUCUUUUCUUUCUCUUUCCUCAUUCAACCGAAUUCAGAUCCCAGCAAGUUUAGUUUGUGUGUAAGGAAAACCCAAAAAUGGCGGUGGUGUCGCCAUUAGCAAAGUACAAGCUCGUGUUUUUGGGAGAUCAGUCUGUGGGCAAAACCAGCAUUAUUACUCGCUUCAUGUACGAUAAAUUCGACACCACUUAUCAGGCUACCAUUGGUAUUGAUUUUUUAUCAAAGACAAUGUACCUUGAAGAUCGAACAGUUCGCUUGCAGCUCUGGGAUACUGCUGGUCAAGAGAGAUUUAGGAGUCUUAUUCCGAGCUACAUUAGAGAUUCUUCUGUUGCUGUGAUUGUAUAUGAUGUUGCCAACCGCCAAUCAUUUCUUAACACUUCAAAGUGGAUUGAGGAAGUACGUACUGAACGUGGCAGUGAUGUCAUUAUUGUUCUUGUUGGGAACAAAACUGAUCUUGUUGAUAAAAGGCAAGUCUCCACAGAAGAAGGAGAUGCUAAGGCUCGUGAAUUUGGAGUAAUGUAUAUAGAAACCAGUGCUAAAGCUGGAUUCAAUAUCAAGCCUCUAUUCCGAAAGAUUGCUGCUGCGUUACCUGGGAUGGAGACACUAUCAUCCACAAAAGGGGAAGAUAUGGUGGACGUUAAUUUGAAGCCUACCACAAAUACAUCCCAAAAUGAGCAGCAAGGGGGAGGUUGUGCAUGCUAGAUUGUACUUAAAAGAAUGUAGACUUUUUCUUCUAUGAUGUACAACAACCUCCAUCAAAGAGGUAGCCGAAGACAGUUUGACCAUUGAGGACGCGUUUGUUAGUGUCAUCGCAUUUUUGUUUAAAACUCCUUGUGUUUAUAUGUCAUGGUUCCUAGCUAGUUCAGGAACCUUUUUUGUUCUA